Messenger RNA from Necator americanus (New World hookworm), 969 nucleotides. RefSeq lists its product as uncharacterized. Gene Ontology annotation, cellular component: mitochondrial inner membrane. The coding region runs from base 1 to 969 and encodes 322 amino acids. The transcript has 7 exons. Gene Ontology annotation, molecular function: ATP:ADP antiporter activity. NCBI's taxonomy places the organism in Eukaryota, Metazoa, Nematoda, Chromadorea, Rhabditida, Ancylostomatidae. The record is from RefSeq and is a predicted model, not a curated record. Gene Ontology annotation, biological process: mitochondrial ATP transmembrane transport; mitochondrial ADP transmembrane transport.
AUGCCUGAAGGAGGUGAGAAGAAGAAGGAUGCAGGCGUCGUUGGAAGCAAACCCGCCCAUGAUUCUACGAAGGCAAAGAAGGCGUUUGAUCCGAAGAAAUUCGCCGUCGACUUGCUCACUGGUGGUACCGCAGCAGCUAUAUCAAAAACUGCCGUCGCUCCGAUCGAAAGAGUGAAGCUUCUGUUGCAGGUACAAGAUGCUUCGAAAACAAUUUCGGCAGACAAAAAAUACAAAGGAAUCAUCGACGUGUUAGUGCGUGUACCAAAAGAACAGGGCUUUUUCUCACUGUGGAGAGGAAAUUUAGCAAAUGUAAUCAGAUAUUUCCCAACCCAAGCACUUAACUUCGCCUUCAAGGAUACAUACAAUACGAUGUUUUUGAAAGGGGUUGACAAAAAGAAGGAGUUCUGGAGGUUUUUUGCGGGAAACCUUGCUGCUGGUGGUGCUGCUGGUGCAUCAUCAUUGUGUUUUGUGUAUCCACUUGAUUUUGCAAGAACACGUCUUGCUGUUGACAUCGGUAAGGGAAAGACUCGUGAAUUCCAAGGAUUAACCGAUUGUUUGGUAAAAGUGUUCAAGUCCGAUGGACCGAUCGGUCUUUACCGAGGAUUCAUCGUUUCUGUGCAGGGAAUCAUCAUCUACCGCGCAGCAUAUUUUGGAAUGUUCGAUACUGCCAAAUAUUUCAUUGCAUCUGAAGGAAAGAAACUGAACUUCUUCUUUGCAUGGGCUCUUGCUCAAGUGGUAACAGUAAGUUCGGGUAUAAUGUCGUAUCCAUGGGAUACUGUACGUCGUCGAAUGAUGAUGCAAUCAGGACGAACUGACGUUCUUUACAAGAACACAUUAGAUUGCGCCCUGAAGAUCAUCAGGAACGAGGGUCUGCGCGCUAUGUUCAAGGGGGCACUCUCGAACAUUUUCCGUAGCACCGGAGGAGCUCUUGUGCUCGCUAUUUAUGACGAAAUUCAAAAAUUCCUUUAG